Kogia breviceps (pygmy sperm whale) is the source of this 3764-nucleotide messenger RNA. It is a transcript of the gene PDZRN4, whose product is annotated as PDZ domain containing ring finger 4. Gene Ontology annotation, biological process: protein ubiquitination. NCBI's taxonomy places the organism in Eukaryota, Metazoa, Chordata, Mammalia, Artiodactyla, Physeteridae. Gene Ontology annotation, molecular function: protein binding; ubiquitin-protein transferase activity. The record is from RefSeq and is a predicted model, not a curated record.
CCGUCCCUACCAUGGGCUUUGCCCUGCAGCGCUUCGCCGAAGCGGUGGACCCGGAUUUCCAGUGCAGGCUGUGCGGCCAGGUGCUGGAGGAGCCCCUGUGCACGCCGUGCGGGCACGUCUUCUGCGCCCGCUGCCUGCUGCCCUGGGCGGCGCGGCGGCGCCGGUGCCCGCUGCAGUGCCAGCCCCUGGCGCCGGGCGAUCUGUACCGGGUGCUGCCUCUGCGCAGCCUCGUCCAGAAGCUGCGCACCCAGUGCGACUACCGCGCCCGCGGCUGCGGCCACUCGGUCGGGCUGCGCGAGCUGGCGGCGCACGUCGAGCGCUGCGACUUCGGCCCUGCUCGCCGCCGCCGCCGGGGCUGCGUCUCCGGGCCGGACGGCCGGGGCGGCGGAGACGCGUGCGCGCGGGGGCGCUGCGGCUCAGCGCCCGGCGUCCGCCGCGGUGGGACGCCGGGAGUCCGUGGCGGGAGCGGGCGGGCGCCAGGGCCUCAAGUCCUGGCCUGGAGGCGGCGCGAGAAGGCGCUGCUGGCGCAGCUCUGGGCGCUGCAGGGGGAGGUGCAGCUCACGGCCCGCAGGUACCAGGAGAAGUUCACCCAGUACAUGGCUCACGUCCGCAAACUCGCCAGGGACCCGGGCGGCGGCCGCGGCCGGGAUGGAGAACAUAUGCCAUUCACUAUUGUGUUAGAAAGAGAAAAUGACACUUUGGGAUUCCAUAUUAUAGGAGGUCGACCAUAUCAGGAUAAUCCAGAGGAAGCACCAAUGGAAGGAAUUUAUGUUUCAAAGAUUUUGGAAAAUGGACCUGCUGAUAGAGCAGAUGGCUUGGAGAUUCAUGACAAAAUCAUUGAGGUCAAUGGGAAGGAUCUCUCAAAGGCCACCCAUGAAGAGGCAGUGGAAGCUUUUCGAAAUGCCAAGGAGCCCAUUGUGGUGCAGGUGCUAAGGCGAACGCCUCUCAGUAAACCAGCCUAUGGGACGGCCCCAGAAGUGCGGCUUGUGGACGCCAGCACUCAGACGGACAUCACCUUUGAACAUAUCAUGGCCCUGGCCAAACUUAGGCCACCCACCCCUCCAGUGCCCGACAUCUGUCCAUUUCUGCUCUCAGACAGCUGCCAUUCUCUUCAUCCGAUGGAGCAUGAAUUUUAUGAGGACAAUGAGUAUCUUUCCAGCUUGCCUGCUGAUGCAGACAGAACAGAGGACUUUGAAUAUGAGGAGGUCGAGUUGUGUCGUGUUAACAGUCAAGAGAAGCUGGGCCUGACAGUCUGUUACCGAACAGAUGAUGAAGAAGACACCGGCAUUUAUGUCAGCGAGGUAGAUCCAAACAGCAUUGCUGCCAAAGAUGGCCGGAUUCGAGAAGGGGAUCGUAUUUUGCAAAUAAAUGGGGAAGACGUCCAGGAUCGAGAGGCGGCGGUGGCCCUGCUGUCUAGUGAUGAGUGCCGGAGAAUCGUGCUGCUGGUCGCAAGGCCGGAGAGUCAGCUGGAUGAAGGCUGGCUGGAAGAUGAAAGGAAUGAAUAUUUAGAGGAGUUAAACUUGUCGAUGUUGGAAGAACAGCAUAAUGAAGCAAUGCAGCGCACUGCCGGUGAGGUGGAGCAGCCAAAAAAACAAGAAGAAGAAGAAGGCACAACAGACACGGCAACAUCUUCAUCCAACAACCAUGAGAAGGACAGUGGAGUGGGGCGCACAGACGAAAGCUUGCGGAACGACGAGAGCUCAGAGCAGGAGAAUGCAGCUGAGCAUCCCAAGGGCACAUCUUUGAAGAGCAAGAGAGAGCUGGGGCAGAGCCAAGACACUCUGGGAAGCGUUGAACUUCAGUGCAAUGAGAGCUUCGUGUCUGGUGAAUACAUUGACUCAGACUGUAUUGGCAACCAAGAUGAGGAGUGUGAAAGGUUUCGGCAGCUCUUGGAGCUCAAAUGCAAGAUUCGGAAGCAUGGAGAGUAUGACCUGUAUUACUCAAGCAGCACAAUAGAAUGCAAUCAAGGGGGACGAGAAGGAGUGGAGCACGAACUACAGUUGCUUAAUGAAGAACUAAGAAACAUUGAACUUGAGUGCCAAAAUAUCAUGCAGGCUCACAGGCUCCGGAAAGUGACAGACCAGUACGGAGACAUCUGGGCAUUGCAUGAUGGAGGAUUCCGAAAUUAUAACACCAGCAUAGAUACGCAGAGGGGAAAACUAGAUGACAUCCUCGAACACCCAGAAAAGUCAGACAAAGACAGUUCUAGUGCUUACAACACAGCUGAAAGCUGCAGAAGCACUCCACUCACUGUGGACCGUUCCCCUGACAGUUCCCUUCCAAGAAUGAUCAACCUCACCAAUAAGAAAAACCUGAGAAGCACAAUGGCAGCCAAUCAGUCCUCUUCUGGACAGAGUAGUAAAGAGUCAACCAAAGCCAAAACCACUGAACAAGGUUGCGGCGUUGAAGGCAAAGAGCAGACUUCAGAAAGCAGCAAGCUUUCUGAUCCAGAGAAGACCAGCAGUGAACACAUCCCUUACCUCUCUCCUUACCACAGCUCCUCCUAUAGAUAUGCAAACAUCCCAGCACAUGCCCGGCAUUAUCAAAGCUACAUGCAGUUAAUUCAACAGAAGUCCGCAGUGGAGUACGCUCAGAGUCAGCUCAGCUUGGUGAGCGUGUGCAAGGAGUCUCAGAAGUGCUCAGAACCCAAGAUGGAAUGGAAGGUGAAAAUCAGGAGUGACGGGACGCGGUACAUCACCAAGAGACCCGUGAGGGACCGCAUUCUGAAGGAGCGUGCCUUAAAGAUCAAGGAGGAGCGGAGUGGCAUGACGACGGACGAUGACACCAUGAGUGAGAUGAAAAUGGGGCGCUACUGGAGCAAAGAGGAGAGGAAGCAACACCUGGUGCGGGCCAAAGAGCAGCGGCGCCGCCGAGAGUUCAUGAUGCGGAGCCGGUUGGAGUGUCUCAAGGAGAGUCCCCAGAGCGGCAGCGAGGGCAAGAAGGAGGUCAACAUCAUUGAACUGAGUCACAAAAAGAUGAUGAAGAAGAGGAACAAGAAAAUUUUGGACAACUGGAUGACAAUCCAAGAACUGAUGACCCAUGGGGCCAAGUCCCCUGAUGGCACACGAGUUCCUAAUGCCUUUUUGUCAGUCACCACGGUAUGACCGAAUGGAUGGAAGGCAGCUGACUUUCAGGGGAUGCUACCAGUUUGGGUAGAGGAUGCUUGCCUCGUUCAAUGUGGCGUUUUUAUAUAUAUUUUGUGACUCUUUAUAGUUUAAAUUUUUUGUAAGCAAAAAUACCUGCUAAUUUUUCAUUUGUUUUUCAUAUACUGGUACCUUCUUUUUGGCUGAGAUUUUUCUUUAACUUGUGAUAUAUUCGUAUUACUCAUUUAUAUAUAAAAACAAGCAAAAGGAAAGAAAACCAAAAAAAAACAAACAGAAAUACUGAGGAGCUAAUUAAUUUCCUAUUUUAAUGUAUCUAUUUAAUGUACCUAUUGUAGAUCUGGAUUUAUUUCUCUGGAUUUAGUUUACUUAUUUUCUACUUUAAUAACAACUCAAUGCCAAAACAUUUCUCUGCUUGCUUCUUGGCAUAAUACAUAUGAAAUCAAACCUGUUGAUAACUCAUGUGCCACAUCUUGUCUUAUACAUAAAAGCCACCUCUUUUUAACAUCCCGUUGUACAUUUAACACAUAAAUGGCCGUUGUCUUUGUCUCAGUAAAGUGUAGGUGGACAAUCUUUCUGUGGUAUGUAGUGACAUUGAUCAUGUAGCUAGAUAGUUGUGGUAAUUGUGACAAUAAAAGAGAAAUAAAUUAUUGAUUAUCCCUG